AAAACUUCGGCAUAUUUUGAGAGGUGGUUCGGCGGCUGGAGUCAUAACUUUCGGACGACAUGGCCAUCAGAAAGCACUAAAACAGGAGGCGGGAGGAUGUCUGUGGAGGUGGAUUUGUUGCUGCAGGAGGCGAAGGAAAGCAUAGAGGCAGCCCAGAACUACCGCAGUGAACUCCAGCAGCGGCUGCAUGGCCUCAACCAGGCCCGCAAACAGGUUCGGGGCAGCUCGGGUCAGGCCCGUGAGGCCCUCCGGAGGCACUUUGCAGAGCUGCAGGUGGCGUCCACUCGGUUGCUGACAGAGCGACUGGCCAGCCUCCUGGCUGAGGUGGACACGAUCGAGGCCGACAGCAUCAAGCCUCUGGAUGACUGUCAGAGCCUCAUCGAGCAUGGCGUGGGCCAGGCCGACGAGCUGCUGAGAGAGGGAGAAGCAGCUCUGCGAUGUGGUCUUGGAGAGAAGGAGGACCAGCUGGGAAGUUUUACAAAGAAGGCCAUGCACAUCCAGCUGGACAGCCUGCCAGAGGUUCCAGCGCUGGUGGACGUGCCGUGUGUUUCGGCCCAGCUGGAUGACUCCCUGCUGGGUCUGCUCAGGGACCGGGUGUCCCGCCAUGGCUCCGUCUCCUCCCACCCGCCUGUACAGAUAGAAGAGCUGCAGGAGAGACCGGGUGGCAUCCUGGUCCGCUGGUGCAAGGUGGAUGAGGACUUCGCAGCAUCAGAUUACCGGCUGCAGUACCGGCGGUCCGGCAGCGGGGGGAGCCAGUAUGAGGACACAUACAUCGGUCGGGACUGCGAGUUUUUGGUUCUCCAUCUGGACCCCCACACUGAUUAUCUGUUCAGAGUCUGCGCCCGCGGGGAGGGUCGCACCGAGUGGAGCCCCUGGAGCAUCCCUCAGACGGGAUACACCACGUUGGCCCCACAUGAGUGGCGUUCAGGAACCGAAGGUUACAUCCUGAGCAGCAGGAAAAACAUCGCCCUGCGCAAUGACUCCUCCCAAACUCCCUGCCCCGUCCUCUACUCCAACGCCCCCACCUACUUCUGCGGCCAGACGCUGACCUUCAAGAUCUCUGCAGCUGGUCAGAUGGAUCGGCGGGACAGUCUGGGCGUGUGCAUCGACAGUAAGGUGGGGGAGGAGUCCCUUCAGAGGGACCAGGCUGUCUGCAUUUCUACCAAUGGUGCUGUUUUUGUCAAUGGUAAAGAGAUGACCAACCAGCUGCCCGCUGUCACCGUUGGCUCCGCUGUGACCUUUGACAUGGAGGUGGUGAGCCUGUUCCCCAUCAGCAACAACAACCUGAGCGAGGGGGGCAACUUCAAGCUCAGGGUGACCAUCGGUUCCGGGAACCGAGAGGUGGUGUUUGAUUGGCUGGUGGACCAGGCGGUGGACUGCCUCUACUUCGGCUGCUCCUUCGUUCACUCCGGCUGGAAAGUUCUUGUGUUUUAGAGGAACGGAUCGUCCGUUCAGCACUGUUAUCACGUCUCUCAUCCAAGGGGCUUUCAGGGUGGCUGCAAAGUCUGGAAAACAAAGAAAAAAAAUAGCCAUUUCUGCCCGCACCAUCAUCAUCAUCACGAGGAUGGAUCUAUCUGAUUAGGAAACCUCACCAGAGAUUACCACACCAGUAAAUGUGAAGAACCAUUUCUCCUCUAUCCUGUUACAUGUCAUCAGAAAAUCAACAACAUAGAACUUUUCAGUAUCUGCAGCUUUAUGACCUCUGAGCCAAAAACAGCUGAUUCUGUUCAGAUAAAAACAUGUUGCCCGGAGGAAGUUACAGCAAAUAGUUUAGCAGUUUUAAUGAGCAUGUGCAGCGAUUCAGUUCUACUAAUCUAAGAAAUGGACCUUUUACAUGCACCGAAGUUACGGGGCUGCAUCACUUAACAUCGGCUUAUCUGAGAUCUGAGACCCUAGAGAUGGUGGAUUGCUGAGAUCAGCUGAUAGAAGUAGUCCUAUUGCUGCCACAGUUGUGGAAAGGGGUCAACAGGUUUUUCUUAACAAAACCGGCUAAAAAUGCUCAUCAGUAAAGUAUCACCUGUUUUUUAGUGGAAAUUAGAUUUAUCCUGGUUGGUCUGCAGUCUGUGAUCCAACUCUUCAUCAGUCUUAAGCGAGAAGACGUUUGUGUUUGUUACGCCCUCUUUGUUUUAGUUCAACUCCUGGGCCUUCAUACGAGUUGGUCAUUGUUUACAGCUUUAUAGUUUUUGUUAGAAGAGGAAGAAAAAAGCUGAACGUGUAGGUCUUCAGUUUUUUUUAAUCUCAGAGAAUGAUCACUGUGAAAUUCAUACCUUCCUUUUGGUUUUUCUUUGCUUCUUAAAUGUAACUGAAAAAAGGCGUUUAAAAGGGACAGUUAGAUAACAGUGUUUUCUGCUCUGAGGCAGUUGAGACAAACUUUUUCUUCAGAUCAGAAGGAGGCGCUUUGAGGCAGUUUGGAGGUAAAUGUGAAGAUCUAAUAUGAAAGAAAUGCUUGUUUUUCUCCAUAAAUGUUUAUUUUCGCUGUCAGAAAGGCUUCAGCUUCUCUCUUCAGUCAGUGAAAACAGCUCGUCUGGUUCAGAGGAACAAACUUUGAGUUGUUUUUUGUCAUUUUUUUAAUUUGUGUUUUAACCAGGUUUCGCAUAUUUCAUCAUCUCAACAUAAAACCAGUGUUUAUUUAUUUGAAUUCGGGUUAGAUGAGAUGCUGGCUGCAGGCUGAAAGGAAGGAUAAAUCCAGCUUUAAACCUGAAUGCACCACGGCCUCAUCAGAGUAUGUGUGGACUGAGGUUUGUAGCAGAAUCUAUAAAGCUGAUUAUUUCUGGCAAUGAGGGUGAGCUUUGUUCUGGUUGAACUGUCAUUAAAGCAUCGUACUGUAGCUGACAAUCCUGACAGUUUUUACAUCAUCUGACAUGUUGAAUGUUGAAUGACGGCCAUUUUCAGUCCAGUGCUCUCACCCUGACUCCUCAUUGUCUCAUUAGUUUGUUGUGACAGGAUUGUAUUUACAUGGGAGACAUUUCUUACCAGCAUUGAACAUUUAGAUUUAAAAGCAAACAGGUGUCAUUUCAAGUUUUGAUGCGCAGCGUAGGAGCUGCCUCUGUUCAACCAGCAGGGGGCGCUGCAGCAAUGAAAAAGUCAUUUUAAGCCUUUUUUCCCCAUUUUUGAGGACACAAAACUCCAUCUGCUGCCUCAUUACUGCUAUUCUUUUGGUGUCAGAGCCUUAAAUUCUGUUCCUGGAUGAACAUCGAGUCAAGAAUGCAACAAAUAAUAAAACAUUGUCCUCAUGGGACGAAGUGUCUCUUAGUGUGUUUUCAUGACAUGCAGAUGUUAAAUUUGCAAACCUGAACAGAGGAAACAUAUCAGCAGAUCCUGCACAUAGUUGGCUGAUGGUGAAAAUAUAGGAAGGCUUCAGUGUUGGAAGAUCUACAGAAUUCAUUCAGCACCACUGACUUGUGUUUGGGCCAGAUCCAGCUGCCCAGCAUUGUAAUUUAAUAGCAGAGGUUUUCUUGUUUGCUCACCUGGGAUGUCAUUUCAGUGGAGGACGGUUUGGGCCUGGAUCUGGUCUAGUUGAUGGUACAAACUCCCACUGAAGCUGAACCUGCUGGUGAAGCCUCAGCAACGCAUUUGUGUUCACUGUUGGCAUCUUUCACAUUUUGUUCAAUAAAAAGUUGUGUUUUGAUCCACUGAGAAAAAAUGUUUCCUGCAGUUUUUUACUCUGGUAACGUUUAGCUGAACUUUCUGCACAAAACAAAUAGAAACUUUAAAAAAAAAAAAAAAAAAAAAUAAAGAAAUUUGUG
Molecule: messenger RNA, 3746 nt
Organism: Melanotaenia boesemani (Boeseman's rainbowfish)
Lineage: Eukaryota; Metazoa; Chordata; Actinopteri; Atheriniformes; Melanotaeniidae
Gene: crlf3
Product: cytokine receptor-like factor 3
Exons: 9
Coding region: 97-1434 (445 amino acids)
Molecular function (GO): protein binding
Source: RefSeq, a predicted model, not a curated record